This is a messenger RNA of Gaeumannomyces tritici R3-111a-1, 2495 nucleotides long. RefSeq lists its product as hypothetical. The transcript has 5 exons. NCBI's taxonomy places the organism in Eukaryota, Fungi, Ascomycota, Sordariomycetes, Magnaporthales, Magnaporthaceae. Bases 1042 to 1989 code for a protein of 315 amino acids. Gene Ontology annotation, molecular function: oxidoreductase activity. The record is from RefSeq and is a predicted model, not a curated record.
GCUCGACCGGCAGAGAUAGCCAGGCAUCACCAAGAAGCCACUAGGCUUUCACUGCCGGAAGAAGUAGUCCCGGCAGUGCGCUUGCACCUGCCAAACUCUCGGAUGCAGCAAGAGGGGCAUAAUGGUGUUGUCCUUUGCCCAGAGUCCCCCUCCUUCGUGCUGGCCUCUCUUCCUUGGGCGCUUUUUUUCCUCCAUGAAUAUUUUCUCUGUUAUUGCUCUGCGCCCGCUCGAGUCUCCCUGUCUCUCUAGUUAUAAUAUGAUGCCAUGCGUCUGCCCAUCAAAAACCUCUGGACCUGGCUCGCUUUCUUCUUCUUCCCAUCCACGGCUUUGCCUCGUAUCCAUUUCCCCCCUCGCCUGUCUUGACGCGGUUCAAAAGUGUGCCUGACAACAACCAACAACCAACCACCUCGGGACCCUCCACAAACCCAAUUCCGUGUCGAAGUAGCCGCUCUUGCUGCCCACUCCUACUCGCGGCCCCUGGUCUCGGACAGCGCUAGCGCUGCUGACAGCAUCGCCUCGGACGACAUGGAGCCCAAUCAGAGUCUAGCGGAUUCCCUUUCGGGAUGGCCCAGGUUCCUGGAAGGGGGCCUGGUCUGGUCCGGAACCGGUGCCUCACCAGCGGGACCCCACAUCGUCCAACUGCAGCCAGUUGACAUUGCGGAAAUCGAAAGUGCCCUCAAGGCCUUCAAGGGUAAGCAAAAACGCAACAGCGGAAUUUUUCCGGCCCCCUCCGCUGCAGUGGCAGUGCUUUUCUUUCCCUCUUUGUUUCCCUACAGUCAGAACCAACACCCAACCUCACCCCACAAGCAAUGCCCCUUUUGAGCGAGGGAGACAAAAACAACCGGCGUUUUCACGUUGCUCUCACAUCAACGCCCUGAUGAGCUCGGAUACCACGGCGAUAAAGUCAGCAGCGAUACCUUUCGCCUAUCCCAGAAUCUCCAGUCCCGACUCAGAGAUGCUUCACACGAUGUCCACAGCAAGCAGGGACACUGUCUCCUGCGAGGUCUGGAGCCGAACAAGUACUCGCCCGAAGAUAACGCAAUGAUAUUCCUCGGGAUCGCAAGCCACAUUGGCGACGUUCGUGGUGUACAAGAUAGCGAUGGAAACAUGCUGAGUCACAUAACCGUUGUCCAACAGUGGAAGAAUGUCCCCGACAGGCUCCGGCACGGCGUACACACCGAGCAGGGAAUGCCGUUCCACAACGACAUGGGCACGAGCGUGCUUGCCCUCCACUACCGGCAAUGUGCAAGUGAGGGUGGGUCCACCCACUUGUCUUCAGCCUGGACCGUAUACAACGAGCUUUCGGCAAACUACCCGGAUGUUCUUGAAGCUCUGGCUACCCCCAACUGGCCUAUUCAGAUCACCAAGGCCAAAUCCCGCUACUACUUAGCACCGCUUAUCCAAUACAAGCACGGAAACCUGAUGGUCAGCCUCGACCCGGGCCGGCUGGGCCGGCAGACGGCCAACGCAGAGUACAAGGCCACAAAGUUCCCACCGUUCCUCGGCGACAACGCCAAGACAUGCGACAAGGCCGCAGAGGUGCCCGCACUCACCGAAAAGCAGAACGAGGCCCUCGACACGUUCAACAAGGUGGCUCACGAGCACCGGCUCUCGGUUCCAGCCCGCCCAGGCGACAUGCUCUUCGUCAACAAUUGGGCCCUGCUGCACGCCCGCGACCCCUACAUGGACGGCUCGGCCGGCGGCGCCGGCCGCCGCCACCUGGUGCGCGUCUGGCUCCACGACCAGGAGCUUUCGUGGGACCCGCCCGACUCGAUGAAGACGCCCUGGGCCGCCGCCUUCGGCCACCGCUUCCCUGAUUCCAUCGAGCAGACCGGCGGCCCCCACCGCCGCAACAAGGUAAACCACAAGUACCCCAUCAUGCCUGCCGUCAACUACCAGGUCCCCAAGUACACGGCCGGCUCUGCCGCCUUUGUUGUGGAUAGUAGCGAUGACGAGGAUGAUGACCACCUGGAUCGCUGCCAGAGCUGAGAGAGCCGUAGGAGCUCGGAUGUUCUCUACGUGUCAUCGGUUGCUUUUUAUAAUUUGCGCUUUGGUGGCUCUGGUAUUUCAAUGUUGGCGGGUAGUUUCGGAUCAUGAACGACUCUCUGUUGUUUGUGCUUAUUUAUCCGUGCCUUUCUCUCUUCCUACCUCGACGGCGCGCUGUGCUUUCAUUCCACUGCUCUUGACAAUUCCCAAAAGCUCUACAACCUUAAAAUCACAGUCUAAGCAUGUAUCUCCCUACUAAAUGCCCAGAUUCUCCUCUCGAUACCUUCUCGUACCCCUCAACUUUUUUUCCCUUUCUCUCUUGGUUCCUUGGCGCAUAGUUAUGUGGGAUGGAAUUUCUCUUCCCUCAUUCUUUAGGCUAGCCGGCUCUGCUGCGGUAUCGAUAGGGGCAUUUCGUUACGAUGCGGAUUCGUUCCUUUCUUUUUGCCGGAGACCUUUAGUCACCCCCAGCUCUACUUCCACCGGGCUCGGCGUUUCGGAACCAAUCCACA